AUGGCUCCUUUGAUUGAGAUUUUGUUUAUCUUGUCGCGAGCGAGAAAAGGAACAAAGUUUAUGGACGACUUGCAGUUUUAUACUGAUCAUCUUAAAACAAAUAACUAUUCCCCGGAAGCGCUGCGGCUGCAACAGUCACAGUGGGAACUUUCAGUUCAGCUGCAAACUUCAAUCAGGUGGAUGAAAGAAAAGGUCACAAAAAACACUGAGCAACUUAAGGAUCUCUUUUCACCUUACCGACCAAACCCUGGUGAAGGCAAUAAACCUAAAGAUCUUAAACUCGAUCAAAUUUUUACUAAUUUAAUCAUUUAUCCUGGGAGAGCCUAUUAUGACUUUCCUAUAAACAGGCGGGAACAGUUGAAAGUGUAUCCCAAACCAGAAAAGAAUUUACGGCCAACAAGACCCGGAGAUAUUGUUGAUGUGCAGCACAAAAAUAUUCUUAUUGUCGGUCGCCCUGGAAUUGGAAAAACAUUGUUUUGCACGAAGUUUAUGCGCGACUGGGCAUCCGAGCGCUUAUUCGACGAAGCGCAUACACAAUUACGAUAUGAUGUCGCUUUCCUUUUCAAAUUUAAAAGACUGAACUCUACAGCAGACCUUAACCUUCGUGAACUACUAGAUCUUUCUGAAUUUUCUUCAACUGUGGAUGAUGAGCUCUGGAACUACAUUCUUGAAAACCCAAACAAAGUACUUUUUAUUUUCGAUGGAAUUGAUGAAUUCUCUGCCAGAGAAAACAUAAAUAAAGACGACUCAAGAAAUGCUCAAGCCAAUAUUGAAGAGAAAAUGCCUCUGUAUGCUUUGUAUAAGAAGAUUGCGUCGGGAAAACUCCUUGAGGGAGCCACUGUUUUAACGACUACAAGACCUACUGCUGUAUCAUGCUUAAGGGAUCUCGAGUUCAGUAGAGUAGUUGAAAUUCUUGGAUUUUCUUCCCAGCAAGUUGAAAACUAUGUAGGGAAGUUCACAGAUGAUGACAGGGGUGCGAAAGAAACAGUAUGGCAACACAUCAGCAACAACGUUAACCUCUUUUCAUUAUGCUACAUUCCUGUUAACUGUUUCAUCAUUUGUUCGUGUUUGCUACACAUUCUGAAGAACUUACCUGCCAAUUCCUCUCAUGCUUUAGCUAGCCUACCGACAAAGCUCACCCAUAUAUACAGCUUCGCCAUUAAGCUAUUUUUCUUCAGGCACAGUGACAGAUACCGCAAUGAAACUGUUAGUCAGGACGAAUUUUUUAAACCGUUUGAUAACUUGGCUAGACAGGUGCAAGAAGAUUUCAAAAAACUUGGAAGCAUUGCUUUUAAAGGAAUUGAAGAAGGGAGACUAACGUUUGAAUCUGAUGAAGUUGGGAAACUGGAAGAUUGUGGCCUACUCCAUCGUUUGCCUGAUUUAAACAUUAUGGCAGAGCGACCAGACAGAGGACCUAAAGCUCAAUACUGUUUCCUGCAUCUUACUAUGCAAGAGUUUCUUGCAGCGAAACAUAUCACAGAUACAAUGAAUAAGGAGGAAUUGCGAAAAUUUGUUUCAAGUCACAUCGAGGAUGGUCAGUGGGAAGUAGUGUUGCAGUUUGUAGCUGGGCUUCUCAGUGACCGAGAUGAACAACUGACCGAUAUUUUCAUUAACCUUCUGCCAAUGUCGACAGACAAGUCCGGCAUGGUAACCUGCUGGCCAAGUAAGAAAGACAAACAUUUAGCGAUGUCGUUAUGUCACUGUUUAUAUGAGAUCGAUGCAAGGGAUUCAGCUGUACAAAAAAAAAUAAGAGAGAUUGGUUUUAAUGCUUUAGUGUUGAGGAGCUGUAAGUUAGGACCUGCUGAUUGUACUUCAAUAGUCAAUUUUGUUAAAAUGCAUGAUGAAAUUUUAAUGAUUGAUUUAAAAGAUAACAAUAUUGGCUCCCUCGGGUGUAAAGAAAUAUGCAAGUUGUUAACUAGGGGUGAUAGUGGUAGUAACUGCAAAUUAAAUAGCUUAAACCUCAUCGAGAACGAUAUAAGCGAUGAAGGAGUAAAGUGUUUGGCUGAAGCACUAACAGACAGUAAUUGCAAACUUAAAAGCUUAAACCUUACUCGUAACAACAGUGUAACAGAUGAAGGAGUAAAGUAUUUGGCUAACGCACUGAAGCAUAGUAAUUGCAGCCUAGAGAGAUUAGUCCUCUCUGAAAACAGUAUAACCGACCAAGGAGUAAAGUAUUUGGCUCAAGCACUAAAGCACAGUGACUGCAAACUAAACAGUGUAGUCUGUCAAGGAAGUAAUAUAACCGAUCAAGGAGUAAAGUAUUUGGCUAAAGCACUAGAUCGUAGUAAUUGCAAACUAACCAGCUACGAGUUCUCGUUGUCUAUGGAUAAUUCGCCCACAAGUUGCGCAGUGCAAAGUGGACUAUUUGACUCUUAG
Molecule: messenger RNA, 2376 nt
Organism: Porites lobata
Lineage: Eukaryota; Metazoa; Cnidaria; Anthozoa; Scleractinia; Poritidae
Source: the annotation of a GenBank genome assembly